AUGGGCGAGACAAUUGUUUUAGAUAUACGUUUGAACCCUUGCAACUAAGAAUAUUUAUCCUCAAGAUUUCCUAAAUUGAAAUGUGAAACUAAUUAAACAAAAAUCACCUAGUUCAUUAAAGAAUUCAAAGUCAGAUAUAUGAUUACAAGUAAAUUUUUUGACAGUUAGGAUUUCUCCUCAGAUCCAAUUAAAGCCUCAGUUGACAUCAGAAGAUAUUUUGUGAAUUCUCAAAGUCUAAGAUAAAUUGUUUAUAAUCUGUAGCCUAAUUAAGCAAUUGGAUCAAUUUCAAAAUUACAUGAGUCACUUUCGACCUAUCGUUUCGAUUAUUAUUAAACAAAUCUAGAAUCAACAUCAAGUUUAGAAAGAAUAGAAACAGAUCCAUAUAUAGUAUUUAGGAUUAAAAUGAAAAAUGAUUUUACCAUAAUUGAAAGAUCUCUAAACAAUUUUGUAUAAUUACUAUCUAAUACUGGUGGACUCUUGGGGAUCAUCACUUUUAUCGUUAACAUUUUGAUUGGAUGGUUAUAAGAGUUUUUUUUCAUUUAAAGUAUGCUUAAGAAAAGAUUUUUAGUUAAUGACCAUGAAAAUAGUAUCAAAAGCCUUAACAUAAAUGCAUCUCAACCUUAAAUUUAUUUGUAAUUAAUUCAUGACCUAUGGAAUAGGAAGCCAUUUUACUACACGACUAAGGAAGCUUUCUUAGCUCUAAUAUAGUGA
Molecule: messenger RNA, 711 nt
Organism: Stylonychia lemnae
Lineage: Eukaryota; Ciliophora; Spirotrichea; Sporadotrichida; Oxytrichidae
Source: the annotation of a GenBank genome assembly